AUGGGAAAUCUGGCUGUAGUUUCCACUGUGAUGGAUGGAGCCAGACUCUUCAAAUAUGACUUGCAGUUCUCUUCUGCAAUGUCUGUGGAGUAUGUAUGUUUAGAGGUAAUGUUUUAUUUCGCUACUUCUCUAACAGCAAAAAUUCAAGGCAUGAAAAAUGCUGUUCCCAAGAAUGAUAAAAAGAGACGAAAACAGCUGGCUGAUGAAGUUGCCAAACUAGAGGCAGAACUUGAAGAGAAGCACAAGGAGGAAUUAAAGGAGAUGAAGGAAGCUUCACCUGAGCAAAAUAAGACAGAUUCUAUAGCCGAUGGGGUUGCAAAUUUAGACCUUGAAGGAGCAGAGCAACAGAUUCAGCAUCCUCGAAUAUCAAAAGCACAGAAGAGGCGGGAAAAAAAAGCUGCCUUGGAGAAGGAAAGAGAAGAAAGGAUAGCUGAAGCUGAGAUAGAAAAUCUAACGGGUGCUAGACAUCUUGAAAGUCAGAAACUUGCCUCCCUCUUGGCAGCAAGGCACUUAGAGAUUAAACAGAUCCCUUCAGAUGGACAUUGCAUGUACAGAGCAAUUGAAGAUCAGCUCAAGGAUCGACAAAAUUCCUGGACUGUCGCAACUCUGAGGAACCAAACAGCAAAGUACAUGCAAAGUCACUUUGAUGACUUCCUGCCAUUUCUUACAAACCCUAGUACUGGAGACAUGUAUAGCAGAGAGGAAUUUGAAAAAUACUGUGAUGAUAUAGCAAAUACAGCUGCAUGGGGUGGUCAGCUAGAACUAAGGGCUUUGUCGCACAUUUUGCAAACACCUAUUGAAGUAGUGCAAAUGGAUUCCCCUCCUAUUAUUGUCGGUGAAGAAUAUUCAGACAAACCAAUAAUACUUGUGUAUAUGAGACAUGCCUAUGGAUUAGGAGAACAUUACAAUUCUGUAAAACUUCUAACAGACACUGCUACAGAAAACAGCAGCUAGCACACAAGUGUCAUAAAUCCACAUGGGUAACAGUUGCAUUGUGACAUGUUGGACUCUAGACAAUUCCCAGAAAGAUUGGAAAAUAAGACUAAAUGGAAUGGAUUAAAAAUAAAACAAAACAAAACAGACAUAUAAGGUUUGAGCAAAAAUCAGAAAUAGUUCUUGAUUUAAAACAACCAAACCAAAACCACACAACAGUAUUUUGAACGGGAUACGAAUCAUGUUUAGAAGAUCUCUAAAAUGGUGGUUGUGUAGAUCAGAUUUUUUUUUUAUUUUUAAAUAGAGCUUCAUCCCAUGCUGCAGUGAAAAUACUGAGUCGUAAAUAUUUUGUUAAUCUGCAUCUCUGCUGAAGAAUUAAGGUUACCUGAAGGUUCCUGUUACAUUAUUUCUGGCAUAUGCUGAUGAUCAUGGAAGAGUUAAGGCAUUUAAAAGAGUUGAUUUUAUCCUGAUUGAUGGAAUAUGCUCCAGAGUGUUUCUUUAGUUCUGUCAGGAUCUAGCUUUAAUGCUGUAGUAGGGAUCUCCUUUAUUUGGGCAGAGAAGAGCUGGAGGCAAAUCCAGUAGUAGAAUAUCCUGCUUGACUGAAGGAAUUGCAGUCUUCUUAUUUUAAAGACUUUCAUCUAAGAUUUUACCAAGGUUUGAGGACUUCAGUACUUUUUUUUUUUUUUUUUCAGUUGACAGUAGGAACUGAACACUUGAUGCUAUUCCUAGUACUGAAUCUGUAAGAAGAGUACUGUUAUGACUAUACAUCAUAACAUUGAUGCAAGUUAACUGUGCUGUUCAUCUUUCUUAGUUUCUCAUCUGUGUAUUUCAAUGAUACAAUAAUCUUACAAACAAAGCUCCUUAUUGUCCUCACUUGGUGUAGUGAAACUCAUCUGGACUCAUAGUUUCUGGAUCUGUUGAUUUAAGAACUUCGUGAUCUGAAGUGUGAUGUUUUAUAAUGCUUAAACCAGCUGGUUGCAUACAGAUAUGAAAAUAACCACCUUGGGUUUUGUCAAUAACUUCAGAGGUGAUGUGCAGAAGAGUUAAGUUUUUCUUUUAAUUGCUCCUUAUGAUGCACGGAGACUUGAAAGGUGGGUUUUUCAAAAUGGCUUGACUUUUUACAUUAGAAAUGUAGAAUUUUUUUGUCUUUAAAUCACUGUGAAUGUGACUCUAAAAUUAGCAGCAUACUGAAACCAAAGUUAUAAUGCAAUUGUUUUGUAACAGUAGAAGUGAUUGUUUUAUUGUCUUUUAAAGCCUCAGUCAAUAACAUGAUAAUUGUAUUUUAAUGCUGAGGAGUUGGCUUGGAGAAAAUUUAAACACCUUUGCCCUAAUUUGAGGUUUAUGAAGCCUGCAUAUUUUAGUCCUUCAGUAAAGCUAGUCAGCAGAUUGAUGUUCCUGGGAAUUACAAAUGAGAGAGACUUACUUAAAAAGGAGCUAAGUGUUCACUUCAUGGAUCAGAUUAUGUCUGAUUUAAACCACUUGGAGAGGGGAGGGGGGUGGAAAUCAGUCAAUCAUAGCAGGGGGCUUUGGACAAGCAGAACUUAAAUUAUGACUUCUUUAGACUGGUGCAUGCCAGGAAAACAAAGUAUUAAUCAGACCGGGAGUUUUUACAUUCUUAUUUAUCUGAUACAGUAUAGUGAAUAGAGCUGUACUUACAGCAACUGGUUUACUGUAGAAUUUGGUUUACUACCUUGAUUGUAUAAAACGAUGUUUUUAAUUUCAAACCAAAAGUCAGAUACAAUGGUAUGGGAAAAGUGUCUAAUUCAUAAUACCACUGAAUUUCACUAAAAAUAAUUAGCAGAAAUACAUCCGUAUUGCUUAGAGUUGGUGUGAUAUGAAAUGCACAUGAUGCUUUUUGUAGAUGCCCUGUGAAAAAAACUCUUUGGUUUACAGGGUUUUCAUUCUUGUUUGAUUAACUGACAGAAAAGAUGCCAGAAUGGUGGAAUGUCUGUACCAACAGUUUGUCCUGUUGAAGAUGUUUACAAUUUGUAUAAAGUGAAAUAAUGUUUUAGUAUCGUGAGUGAAAGAUCAUUGCUCAUGCUGUAUGGAACUUGCCAAAAAUAAAUUGGUUUAUUUGUGGCA
Messenger RNA from Athene cunicularia (burrowing owl), 3015 nucleotides. RefSeq names its product OTU domain containing 6B (gene OTUD6B). Gene Ontology annotation, biological process: protein deubiquitination. Bases 1 to 954 code for a protein of 317 amino acids. The transcript has 7 exons. Lineage: Eukaryota; Metazoa; Chordata; Aves; Strigiformes; Strigidae. Gene Ontology annotation, molecular function: cysteine-type deubiquitinase activity. The record is from RefSeq and is a predicted model, not a curated record.